Messenger RNA from Plasmodium vivax (malaria parasite P. vivax), 8166 nucleotides. RefSeq lists its product as hypothetical. The transcript has a single exon. The record is from RefSeq and is a predicted model, not a curated record. NCBI's taxonomy places the organism in Eukaryota, Apicomplexa, Aconoidasida, Haemosporida, Plasmodiidae. Bases 1 to 8166 code for a protein of 2721 amino acids.
AUGCUGCACCUGAACAGCUCGUGCAUUUCGGACAUUGAGCACAUCGAGCUAGCGCUGAAGAGGAAGGAUUACGAAGGGAUAAAGACAAGUGCAGAGAUAAAAGGCGUGUUCGAAAAUCUGGGGGAAGCAUUCAAAACGUUUAGCGACUCUCUGAAGCGAAUUCACUCUGAUGGAAACGCCAUCAUUGCGAAUAUAAAGAAGAGACACAGGGAGGAGGGCGCCUCUGAUCGGGUCUACUUCGCCGACUGCUUUGUCAACGUCGUUACCCUUGUGCAUAAUUUGUACGAAGAGAACUUAUCCAUCAGCGAGAAGAUAAAGAAGGACAUAGUCCUCGAAUUGGAAAAGGAAGAAGCAGAAAGGGUCCAAGAUAUCGGUUCGAUUUAUGAAGAGGAGGACGAAGGAGCGACUACGCAGAAUGGAAGUCGAGGUGGAAAUGCUCAGGGGGGGGGACUCCCCACUGGGGAGAGAUGGGAAUGCCAAACAGGUAAUGCCAACCCACUUGACCGAGGCAGUGCCACCCCUCUUGACCAAGCCAACCAUGUGAGCAAUGCAGAAGGAUCACAUAAGGAGGACUGCACCCACAACGAUGAAAUCCUCGUAGACGGAAUUCCCCUCAGACAAAUCGAAAUAGAUUUGAAGAGGUGCCUAGAAAAUGAACACUUCGCAAAAGAGUACCUGAACAGCGAAAAAUAUAAAAAGCUAUUUUCAGAGAUGGACAAACUUAACGUCAAAUUGGACAAAGAAAUUGACGCCUUUAAAGAAAUCCUCGACAAGUUUGGGAAAAAUGCUAACAAGCUGCUAAUCAAUAAAUCGAAGGAAAGAAUAAAUUCCAUUCAAAUUAGGAAGAAGGAACUUUUAGAAAUUCUAUAUGAUAAUAUAAAGGAGCUCCGACAUAAUAAACGGAGCAUGCGCUGCAGCAUUAAGGACUUGGAGCAGUACGUGCAGGAUAACGACUGCAGGAGGAAGAAGUGGCAGGACAGGGAGAGAGGCUGCGGGGAAACGGGAAGGCAGAACCAAAAUGGGGAUGCCGCCGCAAAAGAGGAAGCCUCCCCACACAAACUAGGAGGUCAGGAACAGAAAAAAAAACCGCUGAAAAGACUCAACCUUGAAAAAUUCGAAAUAAGGGAAAAACACAGAAUCGAAAAAAUAUACACCAGCGUAAGGGGGUUCAUAAAAAUCCUCGCAGUGGAGCAUAUCCACAUGAACAGCGUGCUCUACAAAGGGGCGUGCGAAAUUAGUUCGUACGACUCCCUCAUCGACUAUCAAAUGUGGCUCAGCGUUGUCCUAAGGAAGGACGUCAACAUAGCAGAUCUGCAACAGAAGAUCCCAAAAAAUGAUGUGCUCACUGAGGAGGAGCAAUUUAGGCUAAUGCCACAUCGGGGUGAUUCCCCUCCUGGGGGUGCGCAGCACUCAUCUGAGAAGAAGAGAAAAACGAAGGAGCAGAAUUUUCGGAGCGGGGAAUUGAUUUGCAGUGAGGAGAGCUCACCAGGGGGUGGAGCGGAAAGGCAGAAGCAGGAAGAGUUGCAAUGUGGAGGCGAAGCGGAAAGGCAGAAGCAGGAAGAGUUGCAAUGUGGAGGCGAAGCGGAAAGGCAGAAGCAGGAAGAGUUGCAAUGUGGAGGCGAAGCGGAAAGGCAGAAGCACGCAAACCUGCAACGUGGAGGCGAAGCGGAAAGGGAGCGGGUCGAACACGCGCCGCUUGCAGACCGAGCUGCUCCUCCAAGGGAUGGUCAAUUCCCCGAACAAUUCUACAUCCCAGUGGUAAUAGAGAGGAGUACCUACAGAUCGGAGGACGACAGCACGGCGAGUGGGAGGGAAGCCAUGGGGGCUAGAAAGACGCGAGACGCACAAGUGAACCCAUUCCUAGGCGAAAACAACGAUGAAGCGUGCCUAACCGGUAUGCCCCCCCCAAGGGAGGAAAAGGACAUUUUCUCCUUCCUAACAAACAGGCAAAAACAAUGCGAAAAAUAUAUUUUACAGUUUAACAACGUAGACGUUCUAUCGACCAUGCUGAGUAGGAGCAGUAGGAACAAACGAAGGUGGUAUGACCAGGAUUUCUUUCAAAGCUAUUUCUUCGAAGAGGGACAUCCCUUUUACCCAUUUAGAAUACCACCCAGUAUUAACCAUUUCUCUACGUUUGAAAAGGGGUGCGUAGCUGCCUCUUCACCAAGGGUUCCCCUCUUUGAGGAGGAGGAAAUGAGCGAACACGAUUACAAACUGAUGGCAUACGAAUCGCUUCUCCUAGUGUAUUACUCCCUGUCGACCCAACUCAAUGGCUACUUCCUGUUUGACGUCUCCAAAAGGGACAAGCUGAACAAGGAGGUGUAUAAUGAAUUCUACCAACGGUGUUACCCCCUGUUGGAGGCAAUCCAGGGGGGGAACAAGCAAACUGGUACCCAUGGGGAAGCGGCGAAGGAGGAAGCGCAAAAAUUUGCACCGCCUAGCAGUAGCAGAGGAAGCACACUGGACGGCCACUUCGCAUACGUAAAUCAUAUUUACAAUGUGAAGCUGCAAAAUCUACUGCUAGUAAAAAGAAUCACGAGCAUUUUUAGAAUAAAGCUGAACCUAAAUUCUAGGGCUAACGAUCUGAUCACCUUGCUUACUAUCCCAUCACAUUACACAAAUUGGGGCCACACGUACUCCUUCCACGUGUUAGAUGUGCGCUUCAGAAUAAUACGCAUAAUGGACAGUCUAAACUUCAACCAUGUAUUUCACGAUGACGGGGAGGAGAAGAGAAAAAGAAGGGACCCCACAAGGGAGGCACAGCACAACGAGGAAAGAACCAUCUACACAUCAUGGCUCAGAAGGCAGCUGCAACUUCUACACAUCUCCGUUUACGGCAAAUUUUACACAUUCGUUAAGUUCAUUCCGUACUUUGACCCCCACUCGGGGAGUUACUUAAAAGAAGUGAUAAAUCGAUUCGAAAAGGAUGGAGAAUAUUUUAGCUACCUGAGUAGGGGGGCAGGCGACAGCCCCUUCGUCUCCUACCUGCGGAAGGUGCAGCAGAGGAUAGAGCAGCUUCACUGGUAUGUGUUGCACCAAAGGGGGGUGGCAACCCCAGCGCAGUCGCAGGAGGGGAACCCACGGCAGGGAAAAACGGAUGGCGGCAAAACGGGUGGAAGCAAAACUGACGAAAGCGAGUGCAAAACUGAACGGCCGCACUUCGUCACCUUCAAGUCGCUGCGAACAGACGAGCAAAUCAUCUUCCUGUGCAACCUGCUUCUGAAAAAUUUGAUAAAGUCCUUUCGGCUAAUUUAUUUGCUGAAGUCCCUUGUGAGGGAGGGCAAGUGGAACACAGGGGCCUGCGACGAGAAAAAAAAACUCGCCAACUUGGUUAAGUACUUAACCAAAAUAGAGUAUUACGAUUACGAGGUGAGGAAGAUUGUCUUAUGCCACUCUGAGGGGGGCCACGAUGAUCAUCCGUACCAGGACCAAUUGGAGAGCAAGCACCCAAGGCGCGAAUCAGAUGGAGAGCCCAAAGGGGGGGAUUCCCCCACGUGCGAUGGGAAAAAUGUAGACCACGACGAGUUAUAUAGGGUCAUUUUCAUGAAGGAGUUCUCGAAGAUGGCGCGAACGGGGCAGACUCGUGCCACCCAGUGUAGUCCCUCCAUGCAGAGCAGCCGCGCCGCCCAUAGCAGUCGCUCCAUCGAGAGGAUAACCCCCACGAAGGAGGCAAAACUCACCCGGAGAGAAAAAAAAAUAAGAGGCAAAAUAUUUUACAAGCUGAACGUCGAAACGGUUCUCUGUUCCAGCUGGUUUGUUGACCGGUCGCUGCUCCACUUCUUCCUCUUUUACUACAUUUCCUGCGUGAUUGGCACCGGGGAAAAGACCAACAUGUAUGCAGACAUGCCCUACCUCAUGCAGGGGAUCAUGCUGGUGGUAUAUUACCUCCAAGCCGGCAACGAUUUGGCACUCAAGGGGAAGACAAAGGGGUUCAACGAAGGAGUAGAACCCACGCCCAUCCCCAUUUCCACCUUCAUCCUGUAUCUGGGAAUUCAUUUGUUUUAUUUUUUUUUCGACAAAAAUUUGUUAACAGUAUGUCCAAAUGAAGAGGAUGGGAGAGUGAAACUUUUUUUGAGGACCAAGUUGCAGCCCCUUAACGAUGAGAAGGAAUCGAAAGAGAGUCAGCUGGAGAGCUACUUCGCUGCGGUGGCCCCUCAGCCGAGGAAGAGCCAAAUUAUUUCCGUGCAAAAUGCUAGUCAGUUUUACUCUGUUGUAAAGAAUUUUGAGUCCAUUUUGUUCUACAGAACGGUUAGCGAAAUGGACGUGGGGGGUGGAGAAAGGGGGGUACUCGGCGCACACACAGGUGAGGACAACUCAUAUGGGGGCAACUCAUAUGGCGAGGUAGAUGCCGACUUGGAUGCCGACCUGAAGGCAGCCAUGGCCGAGCUGUACGCAGACGAUUCGUCCGGCCAGGAGGCCCCAGAAGAGCCAAAACACGUGGCCAAAUCUCCCAAAAAGAAGUACCCCUUCUGCGCGACUGUUCCGAACGACUGGGACCAGUUAGAAGAUCCCGAUUCGCAAGAAAACCUGCUGGAGAAAAAAAAGGCUGAAAAGAAACACCAAAAUGAAUUGAUAUACCUGAAGCGCUACGUCAAUAUUUUGCUCCACUUUAAUUAUAACCAUUUGGAAAAUUUGGUCAGCCCGUACGUCCCCAACGUGCUCUCUCUAUAUGGGAAGGACGUAUUGUUCUCGAGGGAUCAUUUUUUUUUUGAUUGGCACAUGGAGAGUGGUGAUUGUAUGGAGGGGCACUCCGGGGGGGAAAAAGCCAGUAGGCAUGUCCCAUUUGGCGCACCUUUCGUUGGGGAAAGCAAAAGGGAGGACUCGCUUCAGAUAGGAUGUCGAGGUGAUCACCCCGGUGCAGACAAUAGGAUCGAUUCCAACGCCGCAAACUCCCUGCAUGAUAAACAAAGCCGCCGGGUGAGAACGGACGAAGGGGCUGAAACGGGCCCCAAAAGGGACGCUUCCACCAGAAGCACCCUCGUCAUCAGGUAUAAAACCCACCAAAAGGCACACGCCAAUUUCUCCCUAAUAAACCUCUCCAGAAUUGAAAAGGUGAUGCUGGACGUCCUCCUAAUGAGAAUGAUUAGUUGCGACUUCAGGGACCACUUCAUCCUCCUCCUUUGCAAUUACAGAAAAUUUAUUGACAUGUAUUCUCUCCCAUAUGUCUUAGACGUUUUUGUGAUGCUUCGCAGAUUCUUCACCAUCAAUGAUAACAGCUCGGGGGAGAAAUCAAAUCGACUUAAAUGUCUACGCGGGGUAGGUCCUAGCCGUACCCGCCAUCCGCACCAGAGGAGAAAAGAACGCAAUAGAGCCCUCUUUGAGCGUUAUUGCAACGUCGUUGUUGAGGAUUUGGACGAUGGAGGAUGCCUUUCUAGGGAGCGAAGCGAUGGCAGUUCCCACAUUUCUCCCCCCGAGGAGGUGAAAAAGGGGAGGAAACCAAAACGUACCUCUCGCAUAUAUGGCGCAAUACGCCCCGCGCAGGAACUGCCCAGCUUCUUCAAAUUUUUCAUCUUCAACACGGUGAAGAAUAUUUUCUUCAACAUUGUGUGUAUCGCCAGGGAGGACGCACAAUCGAGCGAGGUGCUAAAAGAGGGGGGAAGCGGUCACCCGGGGGGGGGAGAAGCGGUGCAGGGGUUAACCGGAGAUGUGACUACUGAAGGGGCAACACCCGGGGAGGUGACAACCGGCCCGUUUCUUUCCGCGAAGAGGAGUCCCCCAGCAGAGGACGCGAGUGAACGCAGCAGUGAUCGGGGAGGCGGCCCUGAUCCGCUAAGCCGUACCACCCCCGUCGACCAGGACCGCCUGACUAGCCAAUACGUAGACAUCAUAAACAAGUACAUCAACGAAGUCUUCGCGGAAAUUCUAUUCUUUUCGAACAUUUGGAAACAGUACCUCUCGCCGGAGGAGCACCCCCUGAUGGUGCUCUUUGCGGCCAACAGGACGCUCUACUACGAGGUUUCCAAGUUCAUAGGGAUGAACCAAAACGACAACGAGGUUUUCUUCAGCCAGGCCCUCUCCAUCGUCGCCUCUUUGUACAAUUUCAAUCUGCUUAUUAAAGAAAUUGUGAUGCAGACCGACACCUAUGAGAGGUACCAGUGCCUGGUGAAUGAGAAGCCGCUCGGUGGUGAGGUCACCCCUGGGGAGAAGGAACCCCCCACGGGAGGUACCGCCCCCGCGGCGGAAGAGUCACACCGAAGCGGCUCCCCGCGCAGGAAGAUGCAGAACGAAAUUGCCAAGUACUACGAGACGAGGCACUCGCUGAGGGGGGGCGGCGAGGAGGGGCCGCAGAAGGAGAAGCAAACGGGGGAAGCGCAACCGGGGGAGUCGCAACCGGGGGAGUCGCAACCGGGGGAGUCGCAACCGGGGGAGUCGCAACCGGGGGAGUCGCAACCGGGGGAGUCGCAACCGGGGCAGAACCAACCGGGCGACCUGCACAACCGGUUCAUCAACCUCUCCGUGAUCAUCUCCAACGCGAACGACCCCUGCAUGGUGAAGCUCAUGUUCAAGCUGGAGAAAAUCUUCAUCCAAAUGAUGGACCGAAAGUUGGAGCACAACAAAAAUCUGCUGUCCGUAUGUUUAGGAAAUGAAAAACUGGUUCCGCUGAAUAGCCCCGAAAUUAUGUACAACGCUACAUCUGUAGAUAUCUUCUCCAUCAUAUGGAGCAUUUUGGAUGUGCUCUUUGAGUACAAGUGCCCAGUCGAAUGGAUCAUCACUCCCUUUGUGCAAUUUUUAAAUGCUUUCAUAAGUGACUACUGCGAAAGUUAUAAGAAGAAAUACACGUCCUUUAUCAUAUCUGUGAUGAACCAGUUUGCGGAUAAGUACUUCCACGAGUUGCUGAACCUGACGGAGCAGCAGAAGAUCCAGUGGGAUAAAUUCUCCAAGGGUAAUCUCAGAAGGAGAAACAGGAAAGAAGCAAAUAGGGCGGAGGACGAUCCGUUUGGGGGGACCAUUUUUAAGAACGAGUUAGAUAUGCUUGACCAUGAAGAGGAAGAGGAACCAGACGACCCCCUCCUGUACAAUGAAAACAUCGAAAGCGAAUUUAACGACGUGAAUGAAAUUACCAAACGGAUUAAACAUAAGAAAAGGAAAAAAAACGUCCUCUACAAACUUUUUGAUUAUGAAGAGUUAGACGUAAAUGCGAUCAAAAAUAAAGUGGGAGGAUUGCUCGAAGAUAUUAAUGACAUAUCUGUGAAGGUCUCCCCUUUUCAGAGUAGUAGCCCAUCUAAGGCGGGAAGGGAGCCAAACCAGGGGGAGGCAAAACCCAGUGGAACCACCCACUUACCCCCCUCCAAUCAAGCGAAUGGUUGUCCCCCCCCCAGAGAGGAGAAAAAACCAGGUGCCUACAUGAGCGACGAUUUGGUAAACAUCUUAGACGAAAUUAAUCACCUCUUUAACAACUCAGAUAUGUCCUCCUCGAUGGUCAUCACGUGGAAUUUGUUUUUCUUUCAAGAGCAAGUGGCCCUCAUUCGGGAUAAAUUUGAAAAGUAUAUCCUCGACUACGUAUCUGCGAGGACACCAAAUGUGGGCAAACUCAAUCGCGUUUUUAAUAACCACGUAAGUCUUAAUAUAACCCUCCCCAUGUUACAGAAAAAUAUGUACACGAAAACCAUUUUAGAUAUCCUUAAUACAUCCAUAGGCAACAUAAGGGACACUCUAAAAAAUACACUCUACUUCAUCUUCAAAGUGCUGUCCAUCCGAAUUGUAUGUUACGAAUUCCAACGAGAACUCUUUUUCAAUCUGUAUGAGGAGCCUUUUCACCUGAACAAUGUACAAACCAUCGUGGACAUGUUCCCCAACACGGUGGAGAAAUUCAUUUUUCAAAUUCCCGAAUCCUUCCGCAAGAGCAUCCUCACCGUCUUCAUUGAGCUCUUCAUCAAAAUGUGGAUCCUCAUCAUCGUAGAGAAAGGCUUUUCAAACCACAUCUUCAACGACGAGGACAUCCACUUGAUGAAGCGGGACAACCAGUGCAUCCGCAGAUACAUGCAGCAGAAGGGCAUACACUUGAGCCAUUUCUUCCUCUCCAAAAAAUAUGACAUCACUGAAUACGUGGACACCUUUCUCGAUUCGCUCUACGCGGACCGCCACUUGUUUGUGCAAAUCGUCUCGGAGCAGAGGGAGCGCAGGCCCAGGAACAUCAUGUCUUCGGCCUACAGCAAGGGGAUGUGA